AUACUUCCUCCUGCCUGUUGUUCGUUUCACCUCUCACUCUCUCUCUCUGGUCCUUCGAUUUUAUUUCUCCUCUUCUUCUUCCUUUCUUUCUUUUCCCUUACGUUUUCGAUCGUUUUGGGUUGGACUCCAAUUACGGUACGCGCUUUAAGCUUUUUGUUUUUGUUUUUCCCUUUUGUGGGAACUCAUGGCAAUGCAGUCCUUAUAUUUGAUUCAUGGUUUCUUUCUUUUUGCGUGAGCAUCUCCUGUCCGGCUUUCAUUGCUGCUUGCUUUCUCUAUCCGGUACUUCUUCUAGUCACAAAACGAUUCUCCUUCCUUCGUUUUUUCUUCACCUUACACCAUAUGAGAUAUAAAACUCUGAUCGUUGAUAUUGAGGCAAAGGAUUAGAUUCCUAUUUGUAUAACCAGUUAGGAUUGGAGGGAUUUCUCCAAAUGCUAAAUCUUGGCAGGUCCAGAACUCAGCCAAGGUCCAUCAGAUCGAUGUCAUUUGGAGGCAUGGACUAUCCAGACCCAAAGAAGAAGGGCAACUUUGUAGGAAGAAUCAUUUGGGUUGCUGCCUUCAUUGUAAUAUUCAUUAUGGUGCUCAAGCUGUCUACAAAUUUUAAUAGUCCAUGCCCGUUCUCCCAUCAUGAGCCUGGAGUAAUGCAUGUUCUAGUAACAGGAGGUGCUGGCUAUAUUGGUUCACAUGCUACCUUAAGGCUUCUAAAGGACUCAUACCGUGUAACUAUAGUGGACAACCUCUCACGGGGAAACCUGGGUGCUGUUAAGGUUCUCCAAGCAUUAUUUCCAGAAGCUGGAAGGCUUCAGUUCAUUUAUGCUGACUUGGGGGAUGCAAAAUGGGUUAAUAAAGUAUUCUCUGAGAAUUCAUUUGAUGCUGUUAUGCAUUUUGCAGCAGUUGCAUAUGUUGGGGAAAGUACCCUUGAUCCACUUAAGUAUUAUCAUAACAUUACAUCAAACACCUUGGCGGUAUUAGAGGCCAUGGAAACACAUGGUGUGAAGACAUUGAUAUAUUCUAGUACCUGUGCAACAUACGGGGAACCUGAAAAGAUGCCCAUUACUGAAGAAACUCUGCAGGUCCCCAUUAAUCCAUAUGGAAAGGCUAAAAAGAUGGCAGAAGAUAUUAUCCUUGAUUUUUCUAAAAAGUCAGACAUGGCAGUCAUGAUCUUAAGAUACUUCAAUGUGAUUGGGUCAGAUCCAGAGGGCAGACUAGGUGAAGCUCCAAGACCUGAACUACGUGAACACGGCCGAAUAUCUGGUGCUUGUUUUGAUGCAGCUCGCGCUAUUAUUCCUGGGCUGAAGGUUAAAGGAACAGACUAUGAUACACCUGAUGGCACUUGCAUAAGGGAUUACAUUGAUGUCACUGAUCUGGUUGAUGCUCACGUGAAAGCUCUUGAAAAGGCAGAGCCCAGAAAGGUUGGAAUUUACAACGUUGGCACUGGAAAAGGUAGAUCUGUAAAGGAGUUUGUGGAGGCAUGUAAGAAGGCUACAGAAGUAGACAUCAAGGUUGAUUACCUACCCCGCCGGCCAGGCGACUAUGCCAGAGUGUACAGCGACCCUUCUAAAAUCAGGCAAGAACUGAACUGGACGGCACGAUACACCGAUCUUGAAGAGAGUUUGCAGAUUGCCUGGAGAUGGCAAAAGUUGCAUCGUUAUGGCUAUGGAACCCCUUUGGCAGUUUCUUACUGAAAGGAUCACACCAUUCCAUAGCUGUAGAUUAAUGAGAAGAGCCACAUGCACAUGCAGAGUGCUGAUUUCGGCGACCGUUCUAUUGCUCUCUGAGAACGGAGGUGUUUGAAAUAAGAUAAUCUAUUUAGGAGGUAAGAGUAGGAUGCAACCUAUUUGUUACAUGCAUUAUAACAGAUAUCUUCUCUCAUUGGUUGGUGAUAGCACAUGAUAUAUAGGUUUGGAGGGGUCAUAUUUUGCGCAGAUUGCCCCUUCUAGUUCUAAAAUAAAGGGUAAUGUUAAUUAGUGUAUCUUUUGUUCAUAACCAUGUUCGAUCCUUCAGUGCUAGAACUUGUUGCGAGCAAAUUAUGAAAUGCUUUUCUUUAGGGGGCAGCGCUAUGAAACUACAAAAUAAAGGAAUAACCACUGGCUCUUUGAGCUAUUGCCAAA
Juglans regia (Persian walnut) is the source of this 2108-nucleotide messenger RNA. RefSeq names its product UDP-arabinose 4-epimerase 1-like. The transcript has 11 exons. The coding region runs from base 429 to 1682 and encodes 417 amino acids. Gene Ontology annotation, cellular component: cytosol. Gene Ontology annotation, biological process: beta-D-galactose catabolic process via UDP-galactose, Leloir pathway. Lineage: Eukaryota; Viridiplantae; Streptophyta; Magnoliopsida; Fagales; Juglandaceae. Gene Ontology annotation, molecular function: UDP-glucose 4-epimerase activity. The record is from RefSeq and is a predicted model, not a curated record.